Neurospora crassa OR74A is the source of this 309-nucleotide messenger RNA. RefSeq lists its product as hypothetical. The coding region runs from base 1 to 309 and encodes 102 amino acids. The record is from RefSeq and is a predicted model, not a curated record. Lineage: Eukaryota; Fungi; Ascomycota; Sordariomycetes; Sordariales; Sordariaceae. The transcript is spliced from 2 exons.
AUGACGCCGUCUGUAGUUGAAUCACAAGUCUUUUGUGGUUUCCUGACUAACAGUCAUAACGAUUCAUUGCCACCAAUGACCGAGAAUCGAGCUGCUUAUAGCGGUAACCUGCUGAAUCAGUCAGCCACUGACGGCUUGAGUGGUGGUAUGCAGGGUACUGCUCAAGGGAGGGUAAACUUCAGUCCAGGGAAAGGAAGUUUUUCCAGGUACUGCUAUUCUGAGAAGGUCACUGGAAUACGCACCAGCCUCUUCAAGUUCCAGAAUAUAAUAGAGCUGAGAGGCGGAGGGCACGCCUCCGGCUUCGCUUGA